AUGUCCAACCAAACCCCCAGCCGGACAAAGGCGAACCCGCCGCACCUGUCCCGCAUCCACGCCGCCGCCGUCGACGGUCGCGUCCGCAACCCCAUCUUCCGCCGGACCCAGCUGAAGCGUCUGCACGACGCUGUCGCCUCCAGCAGCGACGCCCUCGAGCGCGCAAUCCUCGCCGACGCCCUCGUGCCGUCCUGCAUCACCCCGGCCGACGCCCGGCUGGAGCUGUGUCUGACCCUGCGCGCCGUGCGCCAGCUCGCCGCCGACCUCGACGUCAACGCCGCCUUCGCAGAGGAGUACAGCGUCGCCAGCUCCAAGGAUGCAGCAGAGGCCAGGCGGCCGGUCGGCAUCGUGGUCGUGACGCCCGCCACGCACACGCCCGUUUACAGCGCCGUGGCAGCAGUGGCGGCGGCGGUUGCCGGCGGGAAUUGUGUGAUAUUGCAGCUUGACAAUACUCUCCAAGAGGUCCCCUCGACCCUACGCAAGGCCCUCCAAAAUGCUGUCGAUCACGACGCCAUUGGCUUCGUUACUUCAGAUGAAAUCUCCAACGCAUCAUUUUCCGAGACGGAAGUAAUCCACUAUGUCCAACAAAGCCACCAACGACGACCAGAGUCGGCCACACCCACGGAACAGGCCACUUCCUCCACACAGCUACUCCUCUGCCCAAAUACAGGCCGCACCAUCGCCAUCGUCGAGCGCGAUGCGGACGUGGACGCCGCCGCCUCGGCCCUUGUAGGCGCCCGGUUCGCCCUGGGAGGCACAUCCCCCUACGCCACGGAUGUCGUGCUGGUGAACGAGUGGGUAGAGAAGGACUUCCUGCAGGCCGUCCUCCGCCACACGGCCACGGUCGUCUCGGGCCGGGCCGCUACUUCCUCCUCCGCCCUCAACGGCGGCAAGACGACGACGCGCAGCAGCGCCGGCGAUCCGAACCUACUGGACAGGAUCAAGGAAGAAGGCAAGGCCCGCGUCGUCAGCACAGGCGACCUCGGCACCGUGCUGACGGUCGAGGCGCCCGACUCGUUCCUCCUGUCGUCCUCCGGCCCCAAGGUCUCCCAGCCGCUGCUGGCUAUCCGUGCCGUGACGAGCAUGGACGACGCCAUCGACGUCGCGGGCCGGGACCUGCUGGCAGCCUACGUCUUCACCAAGAACCCGGCCAACGCAAAGUACGUGACGCAGUUCCUCGACUCGGCCGCCGCCUACGUCAACCACGUGCCUCCGCGCCUGCUCGUAGGCCCCGCCGCAGUCCGCGGCCACCCCGUCAACCCUGACAGCGCCGCCCCGUCUCCCGACAUGUUUACCGUGCCGAGGCCCGUCUACGUCGGGAAGCGCGGUCGGGAUGCUGGCGGGGACAAGGUCCUGAGCAAGGUCGUCGGGGGUGGUGACGCCAGCGCGGCGGUCAUGGCCGAGAUGGCGAGGGACCUGGGCAGGGAGCUGCCCGCCCUCCCGAGGCCGCUCAAGCAGGUCGGCAUCAACUUCUUUGAGCAGGGCAUCUUGACCGGCGCUGUUCUGUUCUUUGGAACCAUCUUGACAGGGGUCGGGUUCGCAGGCUACCAUGGAUAUCGGUUAUUCAAGUCACGAUAA
Messenger RNA from Pyricularia pennisetigena, 1578 nucleotides. RefSeq lists its product as uncharacterized. NCBI's taxonomy places the organism in Eukaryota, Fungi, Ascomycota, Sordariomycetes, Magnaporthales, Pyriculariaceae. Bases 1 to 1578 code for a protein of 525 amino acids. The transcript is spliced from 2 exons. The record is from RefSeq and is a predicted model, not a curated record. Gene Ontology annotation, molecular function: oxidoreductase activity, acting on the aldehyde or oxo group of donors, NAD or NADP as acceptor.